This is a messenger RNA of Brenthis ino (lesser marbled fritillary), 3018 nucleotides long. The record is from the annotation of a GenBank genome assembly. Lineage: Eukaryota; Metazoa; Arthropoda; Insecta; Lepidoptera; Nymphalidae.
AUGGUCGCGGGGGUAAUUAAAAGAGAUAAACGUGCAUGGAACCAGUUUAAGUCUGUUGUCAUUCUCCAUCUUUUGUUCACUUUUCAUGCGACAAAAGCCCAAAGCCGGGCACCUCGCAUAAAGGAGCAUCCUGCAGACACGAUAGUCGGGAGAAGUGAACCUGCUACCCUACGGUGUGUUGCUGAAGGAAAGCCUAAGCCUACCAUACUAUGGUAUAAAGACGGGGCACCGCUUGGUCAUACAGAACACCCUCACAGGGUUUUACUGGAAGAUGGGCUGUUGUUUCUCAGGGUUAUGCGUAGCAAGAAGGAGAGCGACGAGGGCGUGUACUGGUGUGUCGCGCACAAUACCGUCGGGGAAGCAGUUAGCAAGAACGCAACUCUUACUAUUGCUGUACUUCGUGAAGAAUUUAGAAAUGAACCAAGAGAUGUUAAAGUAGCUAGUGGAGAACCCGCUUUACUCGAAUGUGCCUCACCAAGAGGUAUACCUGAUCCCUCAAUACAUUGGAUGAAAGAUGGACAUAGUUUAGACGUAGAAGUAAAUGGAAGGAUAACUAUUAUUGACGGAGGAAAUUUAAAGCUGUUAGAAAGUUUGCCUUCAGAUAGCGGAGUUUACAGAUGUGUGGCAUCUAAUGUUGCCGGGGAAAGACAAUCACGUCCUGCUACAUUACUCGUAUUACGCAGACCACAUUUUCUAGUGAAACCUAAUAACAUAACGGCAUUAAUUGGUCAGAACAUUGAGUUUCAUUGCCAAGCGUCGCCAGAAUCUGAUGUUUCGGUGACGUGGUCGCGUGAUAAAGGAGUAUUGUCACCUUAUGCCAUUAUAAGACGAGGCUCUCUGAGAAUUGAUAGAGUAUUGGCUUCAGACGGAGGCACUUAUACUUGUCGGGCAGAAAGUCAAGCUGGAUUUAGUGUUGCUAGUGCAACAUUAACGGUUCAUUCAUUACCGCAUUUUACGAGAGUGCCUUCAGACCAAACAGCAUGGGAAGGGGAAUCUGUUUCAUUUCCCUGUGAAGCUGAAGGGACACCGAAACCAAUUGUAUUUUGGACAAUGGAGGGUUCACAGGAAUUAAUAUUUCAAAAUUCAAUUCAUAGUACAGGGUCACUUUAUUUAGACCGAGUUCAAGUACAGCACGCUGGUAGAUUAACUUGUGUGGCUGUUAGUGCUGCAGGCAGCGCUUUGCACACUAUAACUUUACAGGUAUUACGAAGAGAAGCUAAUUCAUUUAACGGUAAUUCUGAAACAUCUUCUCCAUAUCCAGAACUGAAUAAGCCCCAAAACCAUCCACCGAUGACCCAAUAUGAAUUAGUCCAAGCACGUCGAUAUCUACAACAAGAUGUUUUAGCUUUAAGACGAGUGGAAGGAAUUUCCUCUACAACUUUAAAAAUAGUUUGGGAUGUAUUAACAGAUUACAAUGAAUACUUAGAAGGAGUAAAAAUAUGGUUUAACGGAACGUCUUUAAACCGACAAUUCGCUUUAGAUUUACAAAAUUAUCAACAAUCUAAUAAUUCUUUAGAAAGUUUUAUGGAGCUAACGAAAUAUGACAAUUUUACGAUGACCACAGUCCAUAAUAGUGGUUCCUCAAGUCAUUUAUUAACAGGGUUAAUGCCAUAUGCACAAUACAAUAUAUUUUUGAUGCCGUUUUACAAAUUACUAUUAGGCAAACCGUCCAAUAUGAAAAGUGGUUUGACGGAAGAAGACAUUCCUACAGCUCCCCCUCAGAAUGUUUCCGCGGGAGUUAUUAACGCUACAUCAGCUUGGAUUCGUUGGGAUCCUCCGCCAAUACAUUCAUGGAAUGGCGAUCUUUCCGGCUACUUGAUCGAAGUACGAGUGGGUGGAACUAACAACGGUCGAGUGGUAGGCCAGAUGUCAUUAGGAUCGCGUACUAGGGCCGCAGCGGCUAGCUCUUUGCGUGCAGGCGGUAGGUACAGUGCACGUGCCGCGGCUGUGACGCGUCGUGGGCACGGGCCGUUCAGUGCGCCUGCGCAUAUACACAUGCUGCCUACGCAUUCUCAACGCCAUUACGUACAAACUGAACCAGCCACAGAUAAAGCCAUAUUAACAAUGUUUCAAGAAACCUGGCUUCUUAUACUUAGUUUAUUUCUAUUAAUAAUUAUCAUAUUAGGCACAGUUACCAUAGUUUUUUUGCGGCGUAAACAGUUAAAGCAACGAAAGAAUCAUAAUAACACUGGUACUCCAAUUACAAACGCACAAUGUUUACUCGGUAAAGAAGCAGUAUGGCUUCGAGAAAGACCGUUGUACGAAGGAUCAAACGAACCAAGAAUAGAAAUUUUAAACUGUCAUCAAAGUUUAUUACACAGUGGACACACGAUAGGUACUAUGGCCAUGGAGGCCGAAUACAGUCUUCCACAACACACUAGCGCAAUAAAUAUGAUGUCGCAAGAAGAUAACAGGAGACACGCUCCUGAGCCGUACGCUUCUAGUGCUAUAUAUACUGAAUUAAAUUAUCAGUUACAGGACCAUACUGACGCAGAGGAUUCAUGCAUAAAAUGUGCUGUGAGUCCAGAAUCCUAUGACAAUAGUAUGGUACGGUCAUUCGCCGAUAGUAAUCAAUAUUCUAACGAAGAGUGUUCGACGUGUUGUCGUAGUAGCAGUUCAACACUUACAAAAGAUUAUAGUGAAAUGACUAAAUGUGGGAAUGAUGCUGACGACAUACAAGAUAUGCAAGACAUGUCCAUAGAUGAAUGCCCGUCUUGUAAAACUGCGCAAUCACGAUCGUCUAGUCACCAUGGUGAAAAUAAGGAGUGGACUGCCUUAGCUGAGGUAGAAUACGAUUAUCCCCAGUGGCAAUGGUUAGGUAGAGAAAAUAGUUUUAGGCAAAUGACGCAAGAAUCAAAACAUUCCAGCCAAGGAAGACGAAGCGAACAAAAUUGUAGGGUGAAUUUAUGUGAUAUACUUCCACCGCCUCCUUAUGAAAGAGAAUCGCCAUAUAGAGAGAUGCACGCGUUUGCAAGCAACUCUGGCGCCUCAGGUUGCUCAGGUCGUACUUACCACAGC